This is a messenger RNA of Prunus mume (Japanese apricot), 850 nucleotides long. Lineage: Eukaryota; Viridiplantae; Streptophyta; Magnoliopsida; Rosales; Rosaceae. The record is from RefSeq and is a predicted model, not a curated record.
CUUUGUUGACACCGGAUUACGUCGAAAUUCAAAUGGCAAUUCUAUGUCUAUGGCAUCUGUUCUGCCUGUAAAUUGGGAUGAUAUUGCGGAAGGCUUUGGCCCGCAUGCACCGUCUAGUGGUAAAGGCUCACAAGUCCUUCACACCAACCCACAAGCUCAGAGCCAGAAGAAGACUAAGAAAGCCCUUGGCCCCCCCACUUCACGCCACAGUCUGUCUUCUGCAAAACUGCCUCCACAAACUAGCAUUCAGGAAGGAUAUGGGAUGAAUCCGAUUUCAAGUGUUUCAAGUCGUACAGAAUCACGUGCUGGUCAUGUUGAGCCUCAAGUUCUUGAAAAUGUCCCCGUUGAAAGUGCGCCCGCAGAAAGUUCUUCUGGAACUGGAAGUACAUCAGACAACCAAACGUUCACAAGGAAAGUUCACAGAAUAAUCACCAAGAUGUUCAAGAAGUUGAAACAAAAGCUGGCACGUUCGACUCAAAAGUGCUUGCCUGAGAAAAAGAAGAUUUAACAUUUUCACGGCAUCUCUUAGCAUCUCAUGCAGUUUUGAGCAGUAAGUGUGCACAGUGAUCCACCACAGGGCCGUUUUCUACGUUCCGCGCUUUCUCUUUCUGAUGUAGGACUCUUUUGUAAAUGAAUUGACUCAUCUUGUAAAUUCUUAGUGGUUGCUCUGAUAACCUGCCCUAGAAUUAGGAUUUAACUGUUGGAAUGUAUAUAUAUAUGCAUGUUGGCAGUCUUAUUAUGUAUAUAUGCUUGUUUGACAAGUGUAAGUUUUGGGAAUUGAUCAAAUUACAGGGGAGAUUGCUGAAUUUUUGGUAGGACUCAAGCUUGAUAUUUUACUGAACUUUGAAGG